AACAGUGAGGAAAAUGGCAGUAAGUUUCGCACAUUAGUGGCGCGCGUUGGCAGCACAAAGGCACAAUGUUUAUGGACGACAGUGGCAUCGAGAGUGGCGACAAGCUGGACUCGCUGUUCGCCGAUGAAUUGGGAAGCUUCGUGGACGACCAGCCCGCGACGAACACUGCGCCAACAGCUGUUAUGGGUGGAAUCGAUUCCGAUGCGGAAAGUGACAUCUUCUCGAAGCUUAACGACUUCGAUGUGGUGUUUGAAAAUCCAAACGAACGGCAAACCUCCGCCACCCAGAUCCCUGUUUCACCGAGCGCAGCGCCGGACUAUGACGGAUUCACCACCGGGCGACAGGCGUACAAUGCUUCCGGGAGAAAGGUGCUAUCGAGCGACAACAGUACCGACUCGUAUGCGUCCUCCACGGUAACACCAGGCGGUGCAGUCACAGUGCCUUCGGGGUCGAUCGCGGACGACAGCUCAACGCAGCUCAGGGAGCAUAGCGCCACUGCACAACAGAGCACGUGCAAGAUAUUGCAACGAAAGCUGGAACUGAAGGUUGAGCGCGCCAAACGAAACUACAAGCAAAUGUACCACACCGAGCAGGAAGUGCACGAGAAGGAAUCACAAAUAAGCAGCCUAAUACCGAUAUCGAGGCUCCCGAUUCCGGGAUGCCGCGACAGCCAGCAGCUGGUCGACGUCAACACGGGGUUCAACAGUGACGACGACCUCGAGAACGUGUCCUUCUUUCCGCGCCCGAUCCCGAAGGCCAGCGGCUCUCAAACGCGCCAGGAACUGUCGGAUACGUUCAGCAUUCAGGAGAUGACGAUCGAGUCCGACAACGACGAUCUGGACUUUGAGCAGUGCCGCAAGCUGUCGGACAGUAAGGGCUACCGGAAGAUUCUGAACCGCGGGGCCGGCCAAGAUGACUACCUCGACAACGAUACGCUCGACGAGGACGAUGAUUCGCAGAACCUGGAGCUGCUGGCCCCGAAGAGGGGCUACGUGCUGAGACAGCAACUGAGGCGAUUGUUUUGCUGCUGCAAAACCAAUGAAUUCCUGUGACGGUAUUGAGACGGUGGUUGGUUAUUUCGUUUUGGUGUAUGUGGUGCGGUUC
Molecule: messenger RNA, 1104 nt
Organism: Anopheles bellator
Lineage: Eukaryota; Metazoa; Arthropoda; Insecta; Diptera; Culicidae
Exons: 3
Coding region: 66-1052 (328 amino acids)
Source: RefSeq, a predicted model, not a curated record